Molecule: messenger RNA, 774 nt
Organism: Protopolystoma xenopodis
Lineage: Eukaryota; Metazoa; Platyhelminthes; Monogenea; Polystomatidea; Polystomatidae
Source: the annotation of a GenBank genome assembly
AUGCCGAUCUUCUCGCAAGCCGGCCUCGCCGUCGACAUCGGAGGCGGGGGCGGCGUUCACGACGAUUUUGUCGGUUCGUCGACAUCCUCUUUUAUGGAGGCAGCCCGGCGACUGGCUCGCUCCUAUUACUCCCACGUAGCACUUGAUCCACGACCCAUCACGCGUGGUCUUGUCGACGUACAGGCCGCCUUUGAAGUCGCCUACAGCCAAUUGGGCGAGUUUGAGCGCCUUCAGACCACCAUUUCACACGUCGGCUUCGCUACAGUUGGCCUCGAGCAGGCCCUCCGUCGCGGUCUCGUGGAACUUGAACUGAUCGGUCGACAAGUGCGCGAUCACAUCGCCGGUCUGGCAGCCAGUGAACACUUUAACCUCCGUCUGAUGGAUCAAUUGCGCCGGAUCGACGGCGAUCUGGCCUCGGGCGUCGAGGCCGGUCGUAGCCUCGAACUCGGCUCCGGAUCAUGGACCGGUCGGCCAACAUCGCAGUCCGACGGUCUUGUCCCUACGUCGGUCAAAAAGAAGCUGCAGCGCGCCUGCGCCGCGCCUCGCCUCGAUCUCGACCCCUACGAUCUGGACGUCAACGCAGACGUCGAUCUCGAUGGUGAUAUCGAAGUCGACAUUGACGGUAGCAACGGUCUCGAGGUAUUGCUAUCCGGUGAGACGGCGCCACAGGCGGCCUGGCUAGCCGAGGUGCGUCGUGACUUAGCCGAUCGACACGCCGAGUUCAGCUUUCUACAAAUUGCGCUCUGGCGUCAGACUGCCGGUUUACGGAGGCCG